Molecule: messenger RNA, 4117 nt
Organism: Gigantopelta aegis
Lineage: Eukaryota; Metazoa; Mollusca; Gastropoda; Neomphalida; Peltospiridae
Product: E3 ubiquitin-protein ligase Midline-1-like
Exons: 4
Coding region: 755-2854 (699 amino acids)
Biological process (GO): positive regulation of DNA-templated transcription
Cellular component (GO): nucleoplasm; chromatin
Molecular function (GO): zinc ion binding; ubiquitin-protein transferase activity
Source: RefSeq, a predicted model, not a curated record
UGUUAUUUCGUGGAUGAUGGUAGGUAAUAAAUCCACACCCGCCUCCGCCUUCUCCGUGUGACCGACUCUAGAACAGCCCAAAUCUACAAGUUAAAAUAAACAGGUGAAACAGGAAGUUGAUCUUUCAUAACGAAAGAGUGUGACGAUUUUACUGUGUCACAUAGUGUGUGAACUGUUAACAUUAUACAACUCAGUAACGGCUACACACUUCAGGAGACAAAUCUUUAAAUAGUUGGCUUUGUUAUUAUCGACUGUCGUCACGUUUGCGUUCUGACAUGUUCGACAGGAUCACACACACUGGAUCAGGUUGUGUGACCCUGGAGUAACCUUGAUAUGAAGUACCUGUUUACAGUUGUCCAACACACGAGAUUCAAUCAUACUAUCUUAACAGUCAAUGCACAAAAAAUACACAGUCGGGGAUUCCAGGAAUAAAUUGAUUAUCUAUAUAUUUCCCAUGCUGACGGAGGAGGUCGUACCAAUUCUCGAAAUAUUAUACACGUUUCUUAUUUCUAAAACUGCUAUUGUUUUACAAAAUGUAGUUAUAUAAGACAGAUAUUUUUCUAUAUAAAAGACUAUAAAAGUGUAUGAUUGUUUUAGAAACACAUUUUAUUGGUUUAUCACUACAGCAACAUGGUAACAAACUAACCAUUAGAUUAUCUGUCUAAGAUUCUCAAAGAUACCAGACAGUUGUGAGAUUUUAUAUAAUCACUAAACUAAUAAAAAUUGUUGUUACAAGGUGACCGUCUUCCUCACGAUGGCUGAAGAGGUUGUUGUACCAAUUCUGGAAAUAAAGGAAGAAUUUGCGACUUGUGAUAUCUGUAUUGAUUAUUAUGAUGACAAAGAUAAAUCACCAAAAAUACUUCCUUGUUUCCACACUUUCUGUAACAACUGUCUAGAAAAAAUGUUCGAUAAAUCUCUAAAGCAAAUUACCUGUCCUAAGUGUCAACAGAUAUGGCGAGUUGAUACUACUAUCCAAAAGAAAUUUCCACAAAACAACAUGGUAAUGAAUCUGGUUGAGUACAUCAGACUGAAGAACAAACCUGGGGAUCUUGUUUGUCACCAGUGUCCGAACAAGUCGAAGGCAAACGUUCGCUGCCUAGACUGCCAACAGUACCUAUGCGAUGAGUGUGCAUCAUACCACAAAAGAUUUCCAGUUUUAAAGGACCACAAGACUCUUCUGAUAGCAGAAUUCAUUAACAUGCCUCGAGAAGAAUUUUUUCAACAAAAAGACAUCUGCAAACUGCACGAGUCCAUGAAACUGGAUCUGUUUUGCGAGAAGUGCUCAUCGGCAGCAUGCUCUUCAUGUGCCCAUGUUUCCCACAGGAACCACGAUUUACACAACCUCAAGGACAUCUACACGGGCAGAAAGAAAAAGGUCAGCACAGCUGUAAAGAACCUACAAACAUCAACAGAUAGUUCUAAAGAACACAGAAAGAAGCUGGCGGAACAGAAUGAAACACUAAACGUAAUGCAACAAAACCUUCUGAAAACCAUUGAUGAUUCAUCAACUCUGAUAAUACAGAAAGUGAAGGAAAAGGCAGAACAGCUAAAGCAGCACGUUCUUGAAAAUAUAACCAAGCAGACAGCUGAACGAAAUGAUGAGAUGAAGCUGCUCGCACAGUCUGAAGUCACCAAGAAAGGGCAUACUCUCUAUUGCCAACAAGCAUUGUCGUUUGCAAGGGCUGUGGAGUUUACUGACAUGUCUGAAGGUCUUGAGAACAAAAUUAAAACAUUGAUGGCGAGUCCAGAACUACGUAAUAUUCCCAUACAAGAAGUCAACGUGGAUCUAGAUGUAUUUAAAAAUAUUGAUACAAUCUUAGAAGAUCCUGCUGAUGCGUUUAACAUAUCAAAAAUGAAAUCUUGUAUUGAGGUAACGGAUGCUUGGACAGGUCACACUUCUGAUGUCAUAAAGGUUACAACACUCGCACAGAGUAAUCAGCCAGUCGAGUUGCAGGCAGCCAUUACAGAUCCACAAGACAACGAGAACGAAGUGGUAGAAACGAUGACAAACAUUUCGUCCAUUAUUGGGCAUGUUUUAUACAAACCAGGAAGCAGUGGCCCCCACAAAGCAGUAAUCACAGUUAAUGGAAUUCACUUGGUUAACGGCGAAAUAGUCUUUGAAAGCAGAAAUACAGAGGAGGAAAUCACGAGGAAGUUACUCUUCAGUGCUGACGGUCUGCAGCGACAGUAUCGAGAACUUAAAUUGCCAUCUGUGAAGUUUAACAAAAACAAGUUGAACAGUGAGUGGUGUAGUCUUACAAUGGACGGGCUCCUGAUCAGAAAACCUUCACCCGAGGCUCAGUCGGACUCUCCUAGCAGAAUGAAGCGUUACAGCGGAGUUCCAGCUAUGAAUGUCUUCACUGGACCUGGCUGUACAUUUUGGCAGACGAGAGUAGAUUGUGAUGUCUUAAAAUCGGCGGCAUUAAACAUGGUGGCAGCAGAAGCUGGAGUGUGUCAGGCUAAUAAAUGUGACGACGAGUAUCUGCUUAGCACGAACAAACAUGCUUGGUUUGUUGACGUGAGUAGCUGUGGACAGCACAGUAAUAUUUGUCUACGUGUUUUCUCCCGAGCACGUGAUGUACAACACGUUCCAAUCACCUGCUUGAAGCCCCACGCUUCGUUUCAAAAGGAUCUGGGAUUUCUGCUGAAUUCUGAUCAGAAGGUGUUGCACAUCAUCGACGUCCAGGUCAGCAAAGUCCUCUGCUCAAUUCCUGACAUUGACGUGUCACAGCCUCUUGUUCCUCUGUUUGCUGUAUACAACCCUGACAUUUUCAGUUGUCAACUCAAAGUAGUUACAAGUAAGAAACUGAAACUUGACGUUGUCACACUGUGGCUUCUUUCAACUUUGAUCUAACAAUUAUCUCUGCGAUAGUUGUAGCAUGGUUUUGAUUACCAAAAACCCCAACCCUUUCUACACACGCCCCUGGUAAUACAAGUUCCGGAACAUGGGUAUGUAUGAAACUGAACUGUCUGUUAUUCAAAUUGAACAUGGAAGCUCGUUCGAUCGGCACCUUUUGGAUAAUAAUGGUGAUGAAAAACAGAACAAAAAUUUUACAUAGUCUACACAUAUUGUGCUCCAGAGAAGUAAAAAAUGACAGAGUAGAAAUAUCCGCCGAAAUUUUUGUACCGGAUAGUGACAUUAUAUUAUGCAAUAUCUAAUAAUAACAAAAUCCAUGGAGGAUGAUAUUCGAACGUGUGGUCGAAAAGGCAGUUUCGGUUAUGGACAUAGAAUACAAAUUCCCGGAUGGGUGCUAAAAUUUAAUACAUUUUAAGCUUAAUAAUUAGACAAAGUGUGCAGGUACAGAUAUUAUCUACGUGAUGUUUUUUCUUUUUAAAAUUUUCAUGGAAAAAACUAUCAUUUGUAAGAAUUUAAUUUGUACUUCUUGUAGCUCGAAGCUCAAAUGCGACCCCGUCCCGGCAUACACAAAACAGUGCAAGUUAACUAUGCACGCCUUGUAGGUCACGCCUCCAAUACUAGUGACGUCCCAAAGUGGCGUCGUAGUUGCAGCACAUGUAGCCCGGGUACUCUGGCUGUAAGAGAGCUAGACGGACAUUUGGACAGUUGAGAGCGUAGAACUGUCCAAAUGUCCGUCUAGCUCUCUUACAGUCUGAAGUACUCGGGCUACAGCACAUGCAACAUACAAAAAAACCCGCCAUGUCAUGGUACAACUUAAAACGUAGACUAGAGCUCGAUUUAAUAAGCGUUACUUCUCAAACAGACGUGCGCUUUUUUAAAUAUGAAAAAUGCAUUUCGUGGUAUUAGAAACGCCAGAAUGACCAGAAACACUUUUGGAUGUGUGAAAAUGUAUAAUCUAAAUUAUAAAAUCUAAGCCAUGUCUGAUUUCAGUUAUGAAAACAGCUCUAAUAGUAAACAAAUAAAUAAAUACGUAGUAGUGUCCUUGCAAGUCUUUUUACAUUAAUUAGACUGUGAGAUCGCGAAGUUACGUUAGUUUGGGUGAAUUAGGUCUCUGUUCUGUAUCGAUACUCUCUACUUCGUAACAUACCAUGGGCCCAUUGGGCUAUUUCUCGUUCCAGCCAGUGCACCACGACUGGUAUAUCAAAGGUCGUGGAAUGUACUACUCUGUCUGUGGGAUGGUGCAUAUAAAAGAUGCCUUGC